Molecule: messenger RNA, 616 nt
Organism: Cantharellus anzutake
Lineage: Eukaryota; Fungi; Basidiomycota; Agaricomycetes; Cantharellales; Hydnaceae
Exons: 1
Source: RefSeq, a predicted model, not a curated record
AUGGAAGACAGCACACACACCACAGAUCCUCAACACUCCUCAGAAGCCGAACACCAAGAAUGGUCCGACUCGGAGAACGAAGAGAUGUGGAUGGAAGACCCGACCCCUGAGGAUGAGGAACACGACAGGAACUGGAAGCUUUUGGAAGAAGCGUCCACGAGUAUGAAUGAGGUUACGGAGAGACUAUCACUUGUCGGCCUUGCAGGCCUGUGGGAACAACUCCUCCCAACAUACUCCCAUUGGUUCGCAGGACUGCCCAAAGCCACAUACAAAAGCCAUGGUGAGAAGAUGGUGGGAAAAGACCUAGAAAGCCGUCUGGUGGAGGCAGAAGCUAAUGUCUCCAACCUCGCUUCAACUAACGCUUACCUAUCCAAUCGCUUGAAAUCCUUAGAAUCCAAGGUGUCCACGGCCCAAACCCAACCUCUGCCAGAGAGGGACCCGGAUACCGUAGCGAAACCAAUGGUGGCCCCGACCGAGUCUUGGGUGAGCGUAGCAGCAAAGAAUCCACCGAAACCGCAACCCAGACAGGCAACAGCAAAGAAACAGACAGUGAAACCGCCAGACCAAGCCCACGAAACAGCCACACAGGGAACGGAACACAAACAGAUGGCAGACC